AUGUCCUACACUAGUAGUAAAUAUUAUAUUCACUUGCCUUUCAUUUCAUGUUUUCAGGCAGAAAAUCUGUUUCAGGAACUUCAAGAACAUUUUCAAGCUCUUACUAUAACAUUAAACAUCAGGCUAGAAGAAAUGGGGAAUCAUAUUGAGGACUUACAGAAGAAUGUAAGUGACUUAAUGGUGCAAGCUGGGAUUGAAAAACCUAUUAAGGAACAAAUGGUAAGGUCAUCGUUAGGACAUUAUGUUUACCUUCUGCACUUCUUUUGA
Nycticebus coucang (slow loris) is the source of this 267-nucleotide messenger RNA. It is a transcript of the gene HSBP1L1, whose product is annotated as heat shock factor binding protein 1 like 1. The record is from RefSeq and is a predicted model, not a curated record. Gene Ontology annotation, biological process: cellular heat acclimation. Gene Ontology annotation, molecular function: transcription corepressor activity. Bases 1 to 267 code for a protein of 88 amino acids. Gene Ontology annotation, cellular component: cytosol; nucleus. The transcript has 2 exons. Lineage: Eukaryota; Metazoa; Chordata; Mammalia; Primates; Lorisidae.